CUCACUUCAAAGGCAGAGACAAGCCAGUCAGUUGGUAAUGAUGUUGUGGGAAAAGAUUCCGAUGAUACUACUAGACUCAGGCAUCUUAAUUCAAGAAACUCAGAUACUUCAUGAUGCUGCAAAAAUAGGGAAUGUUGAGUUUCUAACUCAGAUUACUCAAUCAUUUCCUGAACUUACAUGGAUUGUCGACUCAAACAAGUACUCGGUAUUUCAUGUUGCUGUUAUCAACCGACAAGAGAAAGUGUUCAGUCUCAUCUAUCAAAUAGGAACUGCUAAGGAUUUUAAUACAUAUUAUAGAGAUAAUGAUAAAAACAACAUCUUGCACUUGGCCGGGAAAUUAGCACCUCCAAGUAGACUUAACAUUGUAUCUGGACCAGCUCUUCAAAUGCAGAGAGAGCUACUAUGGUUUAAGGAGGUGGAGAAGAUUGUACGACCUUCCUAUUUUCACAUGAAAAACAAUAAAGAUAAAACACCAAGGGAGUUGUUUACGAUGGAGCAUGAGAAUUUACGGAAAGCUGGUGAGAAGUGGAUGAAGGACACAGCAACUUCUUGUAUGGUUGUGGCAACUUUAAUUGCUACAGUUGCGUUUGCUGCCGCCUUUACCAUACCUGGCGGGAAUAAGAAAGAAACAGGCGCUCCAAUUUUCUUGACUGAUGGGUGGUUCACAGUUUUUGUUAUAUCUGAUGCUGUGGCAAUGUUUAGCUCUACAGCUUCCAUAAUGAUGUUCUUGUCUAUCUUAACAUCACGAUAUGGAGAAGAUGAUUUUCUAUUUUCAUUACCAGCAAAGCUGAUGGUUGGACUAAUUACACUCUUUGCUUCAAUCGUUUGCAUGGACUUAACAUUUAGUGCAACCUUCUUUUUGGUCUACAAGGAAGAAAAGCAAGGGACACCGAGACUUGUUGCUGCUCUUGCCAUGCUUCCAAUCACUUUAUAUGCAGUGCUAAAUUGUAGGUUAUGGAUUUCCUUAAUCCACUCAACAUGCUGGGCAUCAAAGUUUAUGUUUCGACCUGGUAAGCACAGGCUUUUCUAAUAAAAGGAACCACAAUGAUAUGAACAAAUCAUCAUCGCCUUUUGCAGAAAAUUCUGGUAGAAUUUGAAGCCUACCAACUUUUGUAGAAAUUUGAAAAAUCUUGACAUUUGGAGAUGUAUCUUGUAUGUAUUGCGUGAGCAAAGAGAAAGAUAUAGGAGAGAAUGCUGACUUGUUGAAAGUGCUCCAUGUAAUUACAAAUAUGCUACAAUGCUAGCAAAUGAGUAAUCGACCCACUGACAGAAUAUUCACAAUAGAGGGAGGGUCCACUUUUUUUUGGAUAUUUUUUAUGCAAUCGGGUCCCACGACAAUGUGUCUAU
This is a messenger RNA of Olea europaea var. sylvestris, 1347 nucleotides long. Its product is annotated as ankyrin repeat-containing protein NPR4-like. The transcript has 2 exons. NCBI's taxonomy places the organism in Eukaryota, Viridiplantae, Streptophyta, Magnoliopsida, Lamiales, Oleaceae. The coding region runs from base 38 to 1030 and encodes 330 amino acids. The record is from RefSeq and is a predicted model, not a curated record.